ACAUAGGCUGCAGUUUCAGUUUGUUUUAUUCACCAUUUUGAGUAGCUGAAGGUAAAAAAAAUAAGAAUAUUUGCGUUUGGAGGACAAGUCGCUGCCGCACUUUUAUUUUCACGCGUCAGCUCGGACGGCGGAGUCGUGCGUCAGCCUCGCUCCUCCUCGGGUGUUUUGCAGAGCGGGAACCUAUAUUUCUUUUUUUCCCCCGUCGCUUUUUCUUCUCCCCCCUUUUCUUACAUCCUUAACCUCUACAGUAUUCCUGCAAAAUGUCAAGACCAGUGAGAAACAGGAAAGUGGUGAACUACUCACAAUUCAAUGAAUCUGACGAUGCAGAUGAGGAGUAUGGUGACGAUAAGCCUAAGAAGGUGCGCGCAGCCCCUCGUGAGCCAAAGCACAAGCGCUCAAAGAACUCACAGGAUGACAGCGAGGACUCUGAUGAAAAGGUCUCCAAACCCAAAAAUGAUUCAGCCGACGACUUUGGCAGCGACGAGGAGGACAACGACUUCGGCGAGGAAGAAGAAGAAGACGGAGGGAGCGACUACGAAGAAAAACGAGGGAAAAAGGGAAAGAAACCCAAGGUGGAGAAGCCUACCAAGAGGACGCCGAAGAGAAAACGGGCUGCAGAUGACAGCGAUGACGACAGGGAAGUGAGUCGAAAGCGUACAGUGCGUCAGGCGGCCUCCAAGGCUGUGUCCAAACAGAGGGAGAUCCUGCUGGGCGACGGAGGCAGUGAAGACGAGGAGCGCGAAGACCAAGAGGAGCCCUACAAUGACCCCGACGAGUCCGGCAGCGACGAGGACUUCAUGGUGGAGGAUGAUGAUGACAGCGACUACGGUCACUCCAAGAAGAGAGGCAAGAAAGUGAUUCGACGGGGACGGCCGGAGAAGAAGGAGAAGAAAUCCCCCAAACCCCGACUAAAGGCCACAGUCACCCCCAGCCCAAUGAAAGGCAAGGGCAAGGGGCGUCCCAGUGCCAAGGCCCUGGAGAAGAGCUCACCCAAAGAGGAGGAAGAGGAGGACCCGGAGAGUCCCCUGGAGGAGGAAGAGGAGGAGGCCGAGAAGAAGGAGACCUCCCCCGCCCCCAAGACGACGAAGGAGGCCGCAGGAGGGGAGGAGGAGGAGGAAGACGAAGAGGAAGAGGACGGCUCAGAAGAGGAGGCACCCUCUGGAGAAGACUAGAAGAUUGGUACCCGUUGACACCCAUCCUCGAUGUCUCUCUCUCUCUCUCUCUCUCUCUCUCUCUCUCUCUCUCUCUAUCUAUCUCUCUCCCUCUCUACUCUCUCUCACUCUCUUCUCAAGUUUUUGUUUCUUUUGUUGCUCUGCGUUUUUUGUUUUUAUUUCUUUUUUUUUUGUUUUGUUGUUGUUUUUUUUGUUUUCCUCAUGGUGGCCUGGCUCAAUGGUUUGGACUUGAUGUGCUUUUUCUUUACACUGCUCCCCUCCCCCUACUCCCCAUCCAACCACCAGUUCUCCCCCUUUUAGCCUGAACCUGGUUUGCCAUACUAACUGAAUACAUUAUGCUCACGUGAUGAUCUGGCGUACGUGAGGAGUUUUCUUGUAUUUUGAACACUCAGCUUCACUUUACCGUCUCUGCGUUAAAAAGUUUCACUACAGCGUGACGAUUCUGAACCGCGUCCACAGAUGAUGUUAAGAGUUUCCUGCUUUUCAAAGAGCAUCCGUCCUGAGGUUGAACAAAGCAGUUCACUUGUGUUUAUGUUCUCCUCCCUUUAUGAAUAACUAUUAUUAUUAUUAUUAUUGACUGAUUCCUACCUGUUAACUGAUGUCUGUGAUUACUGGGAGUGUUCUGAGCCUCCCAGCUAUCGGUAACUAAAGCGCUGUAUUCACACAGUCAACAGGCGUCCCUUUAUCCUUUCUUUUUGGUACUGUGCGCUAUUAAACACAGAGCAUGUUUUAACAGAGAAAGACUGUUAAUUCAGUUUAAAGCUGUAUUUUUCCCCGGAAUUUUUAAAACCCAGUUCUUUUCCGACUUUAUAUUCACGCCCGUGGCUUUUUUCCGUGAGAAAAAAAAAACAUGAUUUAUUUCGAGAAGCGUUCCUCUCGUAGCCGCCGCCGCCGUUCUGUAGAUUUAGGUAAAGGCUCGUUACUAAAGACUGGUGGUUGGCGGAGCGUCCCCUACACGCCGGAGUGCCGCUAAUCACACGUGACGAGCCAAGCAUGCAUGCGUGUGAGUGUGUUUUUAUGUACUUUUGUUUGAAUUUUGUGUGCUUGUGUUGGGGUACUUCCUAUGAGAGGGUCUGGCUUUUUUUAAUUUUUUUUAUCUUGUUCUCAGCCUCCCAUCAGCUGGCUAUUGUGAAACGGUUUCUCUUAUGUUGAGCUUUCAGAUGAUGCGCCAUGCUACGUGAAGCUACACCCCUAACCCCCCCCCCCCCCCCCCCUCACCCUCACCCCUACUAUCCCUGCAUGGCCACCGCAUCUUCACCACAGUCAACCCUUUGUGCCAGGCACCCUCCCCCCUAAAAUCUUCAUUAUUUUUUGGGUUGUUUUUUGUUUUUUAAAGAAAUGCAAGAAGAGAUGUUUCAUCUUUUUUCUUUUUUUUUCUUUUGAGUCCAAAAAAAAAAAAAUGAAUGUUGUUUUUUCUCCUGUUGGUUCAUUGUUCUCUAAUUCUCUAUUCAGAUUUUUUUUGUAAUGUUUGUUUUUUAAGAAAAAGAAAUAAAAUGUAUCUUGAUUUUAAAAAAAAAAAAGGAAA
Molecule: messenger RNA, 2697 nt
Organism: Scomber scombrus (Atlantic mackerel)
Lineage: Eukaryota; Metazoa; Chordata; Actinopteri; Scombriformes; Scombridae
Gene: nucks1a
Product: nuclear casein kinase and cyclin-dependent kinase substrate 1a
Exons: 8
Coding region: 261-1172 (303 amino acids)
Biological process (GO): interstrand cross-link repair; double-strand break repair via homologous recombination
Cellular component (GO): cytoplasm
Molecular function (GO): double-stranded DNA binding; single-stranded DNA binding
Source: RefSeq, a predicted model, not a curated record